UUCCUCAGGAUGUUGUCAAGUUCCUGACUUUUCCAACAGAUAAAGAGAAAAUUUUUCUGCAGCGAGCACAUUUUCAUCUUCAUACUUUCUCUCUCGACGUCCACUAUGAAACUCCUGCAAGCGGUCUUCUUGACCGUUCUCGCUAUCUGCGUCACAGCACAAUUUAAUGCUCCUGGCCGAAGACCACCACCAACGCCGAAAGUUCCAGAGAUGGAUCAAAGAUGUAUGGAUUGUCUCUGUCAGGCCAGCAGCAACUGUGAUGAGAGCCUGAAGUGUCACAAUGCUGGGGGAGGAGCCUACUUCUGUGGCCCUUACGUCAUCUCGUGGGCUUACUGGCAUGAUGGUGGAAGACCUGGUGAUCAUGGAAAACCACAUGAUUUCGAAAACUGUCUGAACAACAAGACCUGUGCCGAGCAAGCUGUCCGGGGCUACAUGCGCAAGUAUGGCCAGGACUGUGACCGCAGCGGUGCCAUUGACUGUUUCGAUUUCGCUCGCAUUCACAAAUUAGGUUAUGGUCAGUGUUCGAGCGACUCUAUCCUCGACACCGAUUACUGGGAGAAAUUUGAAAUUUGCUACGUCGGAUAUCCGGAUGACAACGUCGCCAGCAAUUACGGUAACAACGAUAAAAUCCCCGGACAGUUUGGCAACGAUGAUGAGGGACGUUACGAUUAUGGAGAGGCACAAUUACAGGCACGGAGAGCCACCCAAUAUAACGACUUAAUUCCAGAGGUGGACCAAAGAUGCUGGCAGUCACUGCGAUUUGACACUCAAGUGUCACAACCCUGGGGGAGGAAACUACUACUGUGGCCCUUACGUCAUAUCAUGGGCUUACAGGGCCUUACUUAUCAUGGGCAUGAAGGAGGAAGACCUGGAGAUUAUGGAGGACCACAUGAUUUUGAAACGUGCCUGAACAACAAGACCUGCGCCGAACAAGCUGUCCGGGGCUACAUGAGAGUUUAUGGAAAGGACUGUGACCGUAGUGGUACCAUCGACUGUUACGAUUUCGUUCGCAUUCACAAAUUAGGUGCUGCCGGAUGCAAGAGUGAUUCUAUCCUCAACACCCAAUUCUGGAAGAAUUUCGAAAGUUGCUAUGGUUCAUUUAACAAUAAUAACGUUAUGCAUUCUGAUCAAUAUUGGUAAAAGAUAAUGUCCUUGACCUUAUGGCAACAAUGACAAGAAACUCGGAUACUAUGACUAUGGAAAUGGGCGACUGCUGACACAGAGAGCCAACAAGUAAAAAUGAAAAUUUUCAGAAAAUUGGUAAAUCUUUAUUCCAAUAUCAUGGACUCUUUCAUUAGUAGUUAAUAAACAACCUCAGAUGACAGAAUCCAGACUGAAUUAUUCGUAUGAAUCAUUUCUCUAAUUGUAAAAACAGUUUACCAAUCGAGGUUAUUUCUUGAUGUAAUCUUAAAAUUUUUACUUAAAAUUUUUAAAAUACAACGAUCAAAUAAGUACUUCAUAAUGGUGGAUGCCAGCAAUAUCUGGGCGAAUUUUGUCAAACACAUCGUUGAAAAAUCUUCAUAUUAAAGGCAAUAGUGUAAACAUUCCUUUAUGGUAUCAAUAUAAAUAUUGAAUACAUACAUACAUAAUAAUGCAUUAAUAUAAAUAUAAAUCAAUAUGUAACAUAAAUAUUGAAUAUACGUAGUUCUUGUUAAAUUCGUAAACUUCGCCAAAUGAACGAUGAACUAUUCGUUGUCUUGACUCAUACACCUUCUAUCGAAUGAAAUGAUUCAUUUUCUACUAUCUUCUAACUAUAGUAGAGAAAGAGUCAUCUGAUUAAAUGUGAAUCACAUGGUGUGGUGGCAGCCGAUGUAUUAAGCAAUUCUCUCACUAAAGCUUAAGAAAUCAGAACAGAUGUUAUAGAUUACGCACAACACAAGCCAAUUAAAUACUUUUUAAAAAGAAUCUACUUGCAUUUUAGCUUGGGUCCAUGAUCUGAAACCUCAUGUAAAAUCUCAUUUUAUAACUUUUUCUUCUUUCUUGUUCAAGUGAAAGCUGAACUCGAUAUAGGUUAAGUUGAGAUCCUACACUACGUCAUAGUUUUUGUUAGGUUUUGUUUUCUACAUUCAGAUAAAAAACAAAUUGAAAAAACAGAAAAUUGUUUUAUUGCUUUAUUAAACCACAAGAAAAUCGUUUUCUCUUCGUACAGCAGUUGCCAUUUUCAAAUGUUUUUUUUUUGUCUCAUCUUUAUAGAACUUUUUUUUGUCUUAGCUUUUAUUUGUUUCGUUUGUGAGUAAUGCUUUGUCGAACACGAUGGGUGUCGCAUCGGAUAAGAGGUAAUUAGUUGGGAUUUUUUCUUUUCUUUCGUAAAAGAAAAAGAAAAGAAAAAAAGGAAAUUCUUCUUACUUAUGUAUAUUAU
Argiope bruennichi is the source of this 2359-nucleotide messenger RNA. RefSeq lists its product as uncharacterized. Gene Ontology annotation, molecular function: lysozyme activity. The record is from RefSeq and is a predicted model, not a curated record. The transcript is spliced from 7 exons. NCBI's taxonomy places the organism in Eukaryota, Metazoa, Arthropoda, Arachnida, Araneae, Araneidae. The coding region runs from base 106 to 1140 and encodes 344 amino acids.